Trichechus manatus latirostris (Florida manatee) is the source of this 812-nucleotide messenger RNA. It is a transcript of the gene LYPD1, whose product is annotated as LY6/PLAUR domain containing 1. Lineage: Eukaryota; Metazoa; Chordata; Mammalia; Sirenia; Trichechidae. The coding region runs from base 1 to 474 and encodes 157 amino acids. The record is from RefSeq and is a predicted model, not a curated record. Gene Ontology annotation, biological process: acetylcholine receptor signaling pathway. Gene Ontology annotation, molecular function: acetylcholine receptor inhibitor activity. The transcript has 4 exons.
AUGCGGACGCCGGCGGCGGCACCUGCGGCUCUUCUCGGCGGCAACCGUCGCCUCGGCUGCAGCAUCGCGGCAACUUUUUGCGGAUUAUUUUUGCCUCCAGGCUUUGCGCUGCAAAUCCAGUGUUACCAGUGUGAAGAAUUCCAGCUUAACAACGACUGCUCCUCCCCCGAGUUCAUUGUAAAUUGCACGGUGAACGUUCAAGACAUGUGUCAGAAAGAAGUGAUGGAGCAAAGUGCCGGAAUCAUGUACCGCAAGUCGUGUGCGUCGUCCGCGGCCUGCCUCAUCGCCUCUGCCGGGUACCAGUCCUUCUGCUCCCCGGGGAAACUGAACUCAGUGUGCAUCAGUUGCUGCAACACCCCGCUCUGCAACGGGCCCCGGCCCAAGAAAAGGGGCAGUUCUGCCGCAGCCCUGCGGCCAGAGCUCCUCACCACCGUCUUGCUCCUCAAACUAGCCCGCUCCUUGGUACACUGCUGAAGCUGAAGGAGCCCACCAGCCACUCCCGCGUUGUUCUCCUGGCCCUCGCGCGCCCCCUCUGGCCGAUUUCUUCUGGGUGUCCGUGUAUUCUGGGGUAGGGAGGAGUCUGUGUCCUCUUUCUUUAUUGUUCCUUUGCGAAUAAUGAAAGAGCGCCGUGUCAAACAUUUUUGUAAGCUCUGAAUAAAUUCAGUCUGAGUUUUCAGUGUGGACUUGAAGGAAGGGGGUGGAACGAACUCCACUCUCAAAAGUGUAAUCAAGAGUCAAGGCCGGUCAGCCGGAAUCCACCCUCAGAAGGCACUAAGGUAGACACCGGCCUUUUCCGAGGAGUCCCCCAGCUU